This is a messenger RNA of Morchella importuna, 1824 nucleotides long. RefSeq lists its product as uncharacterized. The coding region runs from base 1 to 1824 and encodes 607 amino acids. The record is from RefSeq and is a predicted model, not a curated record. The transcript has 7 exons. Lineage: Eukaryota; Fungi; Ascomycota; Pezizomycetes; Pezizales; Morchellaceae.
AUGGCCGCCCCCGCCCCCGCCCCCGCCCAGCCCGCAUUCUCCUUGCACCCCUCCCGCCGCCCCGUCAUCUACGCCACACACGGCAUCGUAGCGUGCACGCAGCCCCUCGCCGCCCAGGCUGGCCUCAACAUCCUCCGUAAGGGCGGGAAUGCCGCUGACGCCGCAAUUGCUGCUGCCGCAGUCCUAAACGUAACAGAACCAACCAGCACCGGCCUCGGCGGCGACGUCUUCUGCCUCCUCCACCAUGCCCCCACCUCCACCCUCCACGGCAUCAACGGCUCGGGCCCCUCCCCCUCCUCCCUCACGCUGCAAAAGGUCCUCGCCUCCCUCCCCCCCAAUCACACUGAGUGGCGCAUCCCGGCAGCCAAUCCACUCAGUGUCACUGUCCCCGGCGCGGCCGCCGCAUGGUGCGACAUCGUCACCCGCUUCGGCAGCGGGAAGGUGUCGCUGCGCGAGAUCUUCGAUGACGCGAUCCGCAUGGCUGAGGAUGGAUUUGCGCUGAGUACGUUUGCGGGAAGGUGGUGGGGGGAGUGUGCGGGGGUGCUGCGCGGCAGCGGGCGGGAGGAGAUGCUGCUGGCUGGGAGGGCGCCGAGGGAGGGGGAAAUUAUGAGGGUUCCGGAGCUGGCAAGGGUGCUGCGGGAGGUGGCGGAGCGCGGGAGGGCUGGGUUUUACGAGGGGUGGGUGGCGGAGAGCGUGGUGGGGGAGGUGCAGGCGCUGGGCGGGGUGCUGGAGAUGGAGGACAUGGCGGGCAUGGGGGAGCGCGGGAGCGAAGAUGUGGACCCGGUGUUUGUGGAGUAUGCGGGCUAUAAGCUGUGGGAGUGCGCGCCGAAUGGACAGGGGCUUGUGGCACUAAUGACGCUGGGGAUUCUGAAGGCGUUGCAGGAGAGGGGCGUGGUUGGGAAGAUUGGCGGGGAGGGCGGGAUGCAGCACAAUUCGCCCGACUAUCUCCAUGUCCUGAUCGAGUGCUUCCGCAUCGCAUUCACAGACGGCCGCUGGUACAUCACCGACCCGCGCACCAACCCGGACCCCACCGCCGCCCUACUCUCCAAGGCAUAUCUGCACCAACGCAGCACGCUCUUCUCCCCCACGCAAACAAACCCCACCCACCCCAUCAGCCCGCCCUCCCUCUACCCAUGUGACACCACAUACCUUUCCACAACCGACGCCCACGGCAACUCCUGCAGCUUCACAAACUCGCUCCAGAACGGCUUCGGCACCGGCAUCGUCCCCCGCGGCACCGCAACACCGCUGCAGAAUCGAGCCAGUAGCUUCUCGCUCGACCCCGACGCGCCGAACUGUGUGGCGCCCGGAAAGAGGCCGUAUCAUACUAUUAUUGCGGGGAUGGUGACGGAGCGUGUGCCGGGCGCUGCGGAGGGUGAGGGUGGGGAGAAGGAGGGUGGGAAUGGUGGGGAGGGGAAAGGGAAAGGCGUAAAGUUGAAUGGCGAAAGGAUCAAGAGCGUCAUGGGCUGCAUGGGCGGCCUUAUGCAGCCGCAGGGCCACGUCCAGCUCUUUAUGAACUUGCUCGUCUUCAACAUGGACCCGCAACAGGCGCUUGACGCACCUCGAAUCUGCCUCGGCCUCCCCGGCGACCGCUUCGCAAUCACAAAAGGCGUCUGCCUCGAGUCGGGCAUCAGCGCCGCCACCGCCGCCGCACUCCAAGCGCUCGGCCACACCACGGCCGAGAUCACAGGGUACGAGAGGACCACGUUUGGGCGUGGACAGAUCAUCAACUAUAACUACACGCAUGGUGAAGAUGGCGAAGAGAGGAUCGUGUAUAGUGGCGGCACAGACCUGCGGGGCGACUGCCAGGCCGUGGGGUACUGA